This is a messenger RNA of Anopheles stephensi (Asian malaria mosquito), 11645 nucleotides long. RefSeq lists its product as uncharacterized. Gene Ontology annotation, molecular function: zinc ion binding; nucleic acid binding; protein serine/threonine kinase activator activity. The transcript has 6 exons. The record is from RefSeq and is a predicted model, not a curated record. Bases 604 to 10728 code for a protein of 3374 amino acids. Gene Ontology annotation, cellular component: nucleus; Dbf4-dependent protein kinase complex. NCBI's taxonomy places the organism in Eukaryota, Metazoa, Arthropoda, Insecta, Diptera, Culicidae. Gene Ontology annotation, biological process: regulation of cell cycle phase transition; positive regulation of nuclear cell cycle DNA replication.
AACGAGCGCGGAAGCUAUUAAUGCGUAGAUCGUUGCGUGUGCCUAUCUCUUUGGAUGGGUGCGAGUGUAUGCGUGCGUGUAGACGCUGAUGAUUGUUCCGCCGGCUUUUGAUUUCGGUGUUCGGCGGCUGUAUUUGGCAACAUAUUCGCACGAUGUGCAUCGAACGUAGCAGGCGGGGACGACAAAAUAAAAUGGCGCGCAAUACAGUUUUUGGUGCUCGGUGGUGUAGCCGUGCGGAUUAGUUUCGAAAGCAUCGAGUAUUCAUUGUUGCUUUUGUGCAGUGUUAAUACCGUGUGCGGAUGUGUGUGCGUGGCACUUCUUUAGCUAGUGUUGUAUAAAAAGUAAAAAGUUCGCAAAAUAUGUGUGCGUGUGAUUUGUGACAAGCGUUAAAAAGUGUCGGCGUUACAUCGCGCUCGGUAUCGGUUUGUGCCGUAAACUGUCUCCUCCACGGUUGUGUGUGGUAUGUGUACCGAGCGCGGCCAUUAUUUGUUCAGUUUGGCGAGAUGUGAAUGCAUAUCCCGGCGCAAUUGAAGGACGGUCGUUGCGUGUCGGUAACGCCGUCCCGUCGGCUCGGCAAGAUUGUCCUUCUGCUACGGCAGAGGAAUGGUCUCACCCUCGAAAGCCAAACUGUCCAGGAUCGCCGGCCAGCAGCAGCAGCAGCAGCAACAGCAAGAACAGCAGCAGCCACAGCAACAGCUUCUUCCGUCUCAGGCAUCCUCCCAAAGGAAAGCGUCUAAAAAGGUGCAGCUGGUCAAGGGCUCAAAGCCAUUGGUAUACCAUCGGUUUUAUCUGGACAUUGAGCAGCAUCAGAUCGCUACAAAGAUCGAAAGCACCAUCAAGCAGCUGGGUGGUUCGGUAGAGUUCUUCCUCAACAAGGAUAUUACACACUUCAUUACCGACAAGCUACAGCAAGACGGACAAUACUCCCAUACAGUCGCUGCUGGUGGCGGCGAAACUGGCGACCGCAAGGAACAACCACCAUCGGGCACUGGCUCUAACGAGAAUCUAACCUCAGCGCACCGUGCACCGUCUGCGGUAGCAUCUCCGGCAGCGGCAACCGGCGGCCCUACAAGCACAACCGCUGGUACAUCGUUCACGCCACCGCGACACUCUCAGCAGUUGCAGCGCAGCUCGCGUCAACUUCUUCAUUUGACGCACCAGCAGCAAACCCACGGUCAAUAUGUAAAUGACUACGAACCGGCGACCAGUCGUACAUCGUCACCAUGUCCACCACCGAUAACAUCAUCCACAGUAGCAGCAGCAGCAGCAGCAUCUUCCUCUUCAACGGCAGCAUGCAUCACUCCCGGUGGUGCAGCAUCCGUGCCGCAGCAGAAGAAGCGGGUGGUGGUGGGAUCAGGAGCUACCUCCGGCAACAGCACCACCACCGCUACGCCGCCGGUAGGGUUUGAUGGGAAGGUUAAACCAAUCGCACACCCAUCAGCCAACAGUCUGCCGGCAGCAGCAACAGCAUUACCACCGCGCAGCCGUGCAGAUGCUAUGCUACAGCGUGUCCGUCUACAGCAGCAGCAGCAACAACAGCAUCCAUCCAGCCAACAGCCAUCAUCCUACCAUUUGCUAAACUCGUCGCCACUCAAUCCAACGUACGGCGCGGGCGGAUCCACACCGACCAAGCACGGUACACCGUCUCCGUUUUAUUCGUCCUCGCAUCAUAAGCAAGCAUCGCCCAGCCCCAUCUACAGCCCGUCCGGUGCUGGAGUCGCAAUAAGCAAUCGGCGGGGACCGGCCGCACCACGCCAGAACAGUCCCGUACAGCUGGCCCGCUCUUGGGGCACGCUUAUCUGGAGUGCAGAGUAUGCGCUAAAGUUCCUGCGAAAAGUGCUCGCUUCCCUGUCGAACGAGAACCGGGGCGGAACGAAAGGUGCGCGAGAAGGAGAAGCUGGUGAACAUCGGCCUCAUCGUUCGCAUAGACACCACCACCAUCAUCAUGGUACGUCCGCGGCCCGUGCAGCGCAGCAUGUGCAUCAUUUGCGCGGCCAGUUCAUAAAGAUCGAGUGUCGUUCGGCACCGGGCAGCUAUCGGCCGGUUUAUAAGGAAUUUAAACGGUGGCCCGCACUGCUGCUGAACCAGAAGGAUCUCGCCGGCCGGCGUGCACCGUUUGCCGACGCGAACGAACCAUCUCCGGAGCGGGCGGUAAAGCGGGAGGAACCGACCCAGGAGGAGGACGGUGGUGCGACGAGCACAAAUAGGAUGACGAGAAAGCUUUCCAGCACCGCAACAACAACCACCACCACCACCACCCAAGGGAAAAACGGUGAAACGGUGGUGAAAAAGCGGGCGUUGGAAAAGCUGCCGCCUGUUGCGGCUGCUGCGGCGGCUCCACCGCGGGACUGUGGGUAUUGCGAGAUUUGUCGCAUCGAGUACGAUUCCCUGGCGGUGCAUGUGCAAUCGGAAAGCCACCAAGCGUUCGUACGGAACGAUGAUAACUUUUUGUCACUCGACCGAUUGCUAGGUUCCUUCGGAGGGGUUGGUGACGGCGACGCGGACGGUGAGGAUACGGCGGCAAGGCGUGGUGGUGGUGCUGUUGCUGUGGAGGCUUUUUUUCACCAGCUGCACAACACAACCACCCGCAUCAGGCUGAAAGCAAUAGCAGGAAGGCAGCAGGAGGAACAGGAGGACGGACAGCAGCAGAGGAGGAAGAAAACAUCAUCAACAACGGUGACGGUGGCGGUGACGACGACGGCCGCCGCUGACGACGAACUGAUCGCAACACAACAAACACCGAUCGGAGAUAGUAGAAUAAUAAAGGGAGAGGAAGAAGAAACAGCGCAAAAGCAACCACUGACACUACCACAGCAGCAGCAGGCACAGGAUGAAAGUGGUGGUGAGCAACGAUGCAAGCAGAAGGAGAGUAGUCCGGCAAAAGUGAAACGAAAGUGUAGUGAUGAUGCGGACGAUGCUCAGAAGCUGCAGCAUUUGUGUAACAGGGUAGUAGCAGAAGUAGUAGUGGACAGUGAUUCGCACAAACACUCACAAACUCUACCCGUUGCUACCACGCAGCAGGAUAGGUCCGACUGUCAUCAGCGUGGUGGUUUAGUGGGUACAACGGAAACACUUAACAAUACGCCUGCUACGAUCGCGCAAUCGGUGAUAGCGACAGCGUUCGGCUGCAGUGACAGUGAUUUUUUAGCUAACGUUAAGCAGGCGAGUCGGUCGGACGAUACGGACCGGGUCGCAUACGAACAGGUGGAACCGUGUGAAAGUGAUAGUAAUAAGCGGUGCAGUGCUGCCAAGAGCGGUAAUAGUGCUAGCAGUAGUAGUAAUUAUUUAAUACGCCGUGAUAGUGGUAGCGCACAGCAGGAGCAAAGGACGACCAGAACCCGGGCGUGCAAGCAACAGCAGCAACCACCGGAAGCGGUGACCCAUCGUCGUGGUGGUGAGCGUAGCAGCAGUCGAACCGUAUCGACCGUAGAGCCAGCACGGAGAGGAAGCAGUGAGGAAGGAAUGUUUGGGCGACGGUCAGCAAUUCAUCAUCAUCCGCAUAAUCAACUGAACCAUCACAACCAUCAGAAGCACAAAUCAACGCUCAGCGCACUAUUGCUCAAGCAGCAGCAGGCACGGGAACAGCAGCAGCAGCAGAGGAGCGCGUUCGCCGAUUGUAGUAGUGCUGUUGUCGAUCAUCAUGCUGCUGCUGCUACUGCUGCCGCUACCGGGAUGAAAGUGAUAACCGAGUGUCGAAAGCAGCGAGCAGCAGAAGACGACGACAGCGAGCUGGUGGUCGCGAACAAAACGCCCGUCCUGCUGACGGCAGCACCGGAAGCCGUAGAAACGGCCAACGUAAAAUCACCCCCGCCGACCGGCAACCGGCGGAAGCGUAAUCCACGGCCAGAGCAGCAGCAGCAGCAGCCGGAGGACCAGAACCAGCACGCAAUGGGAUUGAAAGCGUCGACCGUUGCGAUGAAUCACCACCAUCAUCAUCUUACCGAUGUUGGUGCCGGUGGCAAUGGUGGCACGAAAACGCGCCACGCAACGGAACUGGCAGCGACGCUGCUCGAGUGCGAUGGGCUCGAUCCGAAAAACACGAAACGGAUCAGUCUCGGGCUGCGGCAAAACCCGAAGCGGGCAAACCUGAACGAAGACUUUACCAGCCUGCUGGACGAAACGUUGGAACGGUCGAAAAGUUCCGCGUCCACGGCGACGGCACGUCGUGCGGGUCAGCAGCAGCAGCAGCACCAGCAGCAGUCCCGGAUACGGGCGCAAACGAAGGGAAAGGACCAGGGGAUGACGACGACGGUGAAGCUGUCUGCGGAAAGUAAGGUGGAAGACGCAAUGCUGAAUCGUGGCUGUGAGGAGGAAGAGAAGGCAAGCAAGCGUGAGCACGAUCGUCUGGCGGCAGAUGACGUGGCUGGUAGUGUGGUAACGCCGGGCGGUAAGCAGCGAACAGCAGCUGCCAGCAGGAAGGCGGCCGCACUGGAGGACAUUAAGGUGCGCGGUAUACGAUGGCGGGCGCCGAGCCCGACGACGCGCCCACCCGUCAAAUCUCCCCUGCUGUACAAAGUGAUCGAUCAUCAAGCCGGAGAAGAGCAAAUCUCACCGAACGAACGAGUAACGUCCACCGCACGGUCAUCCGCGGCUGUGGCCGCACCAACCACAGCAUCACGCAAGGACGCGUCCACCGCUGGAAGUGGCUCUACCGCCCCGCAACACCAGCCGCCAAACAGUCAUCCCCGCGCGGUCAAAUCCUCCAAGGUGGCGGGAGGCGCUUCGCCCACCAAAAAGAAUGGACUGAUCGUGAAGAUACGGCGCGUGCGCCAAUCCGAGCUGAGUCUGCUGAACGACGAGGCGGAAAACUUUAUGUUUCCGAAGAAAGACGACAGCAGCUCGGACGAGGACACCGACGACGAUCGGCAAACCUCGUCCGAAGGGUUCCGGCCGCACGGUGGUGGUGGCACCAAUAACUAUUCGAUCGAUUUGGCCAGCAGUAGCGAAGGCGAUCAGCACCACCGAGGCGGAGCAGCGCAGAUGAUGCUGACGGCGGUAAAGCGAGAAGAUGAGCGGCAUUCCGGGGACGAACAGCAGCACAAUGCUGCUGCUGCUGUUGGUGGCCGGAAGCGUAAGAAAGCUGGUGAACAUUUGUCGUCACCGGCGUCCACGCAGCCAUCGCCACAGAAAUCGGACGGUGAGCCGGUGUUGAAGCGGGCCCGGCUGGACGUGAUCAGCUCACGCCGGAAAGGUCCGCGCCAACAGUCGGCCGACUAUGAAAAGGGUCAGGAUCCUGCCGGUGGUAGGAUGCGAUUUCCAGCGGCCCCCAUCCAGCCAAGCGCAGUAGCAGCAGCAGCAGCAGCAGCAACAAAAACGACCACCGAUCGGUUGCGGCGCAGUCAGUCGUGCCGGAGUGAGUCGGAAGACAAAGGUCAGGAUGAUGAGCAGCGGCAUGACGCUGACGAUGAAGCAAGGGCAGCAGCAUCGAAUGAAUCUGCUGACGAAGGGGAAGAAGAAGAGGAAGAGGUGGAGCAGCAGAAGGGGAAGGGAAGGAAGGGUACCACGACCACCACCUCCCACCCAGCCCGGGGUGGCCGUCGGGCACAGAGGAAAGUGGUCGAGGAACCCGACACGACGGCACCGGUGGCGGAUCUUUGCAUAAGUUGCGUGUCCCGCUCGAGCCGUGGCCGACGGGGACGGGGUGGAGCAGCCGGAAGCCGCCGUGGUGUACGCGGUGGGGUAGGCCGCGGAGGAGCGAGACGAGCGAACCGGGGCGCAAAUGUGUCGUCCUGCACUUGCCACUUGCUGGACGCUUCCCGGAUGCCUCCACCGUCCAGCAGGCGGCGUACGAACGAAUCCGCCGAGCGGGUGUGUACACCGGUGCCGCAGCGUGGCGGUGCUACCGGCACAACGCGUGCAUCGAAAACGAAAACCACCCCACCAAGCGCAGCAGCAGCAGCAGUUCCUUCUACUUCAUCGGCAUUAGCAGCAUCCUCAUCGUCGCUAUCGUCCGCUAGUUGUGCGGCCAUUAUGACCGGCGGCAGCAGCAGCAGCAGCUACAUCAAGGGCAAGGAGGAUGGGAUGGGGGCAGUAUUCAAGUGGAUCAACUUUCGGAAACGGUGCGAAGAGAUUGAACCGUAUCGGUUCGCGUUCGAGCGGGUCCCGUCGCUGGAACCGUGGUACGAAACGUUUCAGCGGCAGGACGACGGUACGGAGAAGGUGUACGAAUACUUUGGCAGCACCGGCUACCGGAAACUACCGUACGAGAUGGGUCCGCUGCCGGCGCUCGGUCAGAACUGUUGUAUACUAAACUAUAAGGUGAUCGCGAGCCGCAAAUCGAACCGAACCGCAUCACUUCAAUCCUCCACAUCGACCUCAACCGAGCCGGCGUCACCGGGCGGCGGCGGUGGUGGUAAGAAAGGCGCAGGAUCGCGGCUCAGCUCGUCCGAGGUGCAGCACGCGGCCACGCUCAGUGAAUCGGACACGAAAAAAUCAUCCCCCUCCUCAUCGCUAUCCUCGUUGCCGUUGAAAAAACGUAAACUAUUGGUGCAGGAAGCCGCUGGUGGCGGCUCGUUCAAACCGGAAGGUGGAACGUCGGCCGAAGCGAGUAGCAGCUCGAGUCACAGCAGCCGUAUAGCGCGGCUGAUUGCCGGUGGAAACGAGCGGCCACGCAAAUCGCCCCGCGAACACGCUUCAACCCUCGCGAUACUAAGCCUGCUCCAGCAGCAGCAGCACCGGAAGCGGGCGGCGGGCACUAUUAAGAUUCUUACCAGCCCGAGGAAAGCCACCACGGCAACGGCCACAACACAAACGACGGGCGGCAGCGUGCUAGAGCAGCAGCACCAUCCGUUGCACCAGCAGCAAGACGCACCGGACAGCCAUGGCGAGGAGUCGAUGAGCCGGUCCUGCUCACGGGCAAGCGAUCGUGGCAGUUCGCGGGCCGGUUCGUCUGCCGGCGGCGGUAUCAAGUUCGAUAGACCGCUCUUCCCGGACAGCAACUACGUCAACAGUCGUACGUUGUGCCAGGAGCUGGAUGCGUUCCUGUCGGACGAGCUGAACCGUGUCGCUGGAGAGCGGUUGGGUGGUCAAACUGUCAAAAAAGAGCUUACGGAAGAUGGUGAACUGCAGCCGGGGGAUGAUGAUGGUACGGGGACGGAAAACAAAUCUUCCAACAGUCCAUCGCUCGACCAUCCGUCGGUGGAUGUGCCGGAAGAAAUAGAGCUCAUUCCUGCGCCAUCGGCCGUCCAGGAAGGUAUUGCCAUCGAACGGCACGGAUUGCCCGUAAGCAAGCGUGAUCUGUUGGAUGUGUUGCAGACGGUUGGCACGGAACCACCGCUCAGCCUGAAGCUCGUACAGCGGUGUGAAUCCGUGGUGAAGCGGAUCGUUCAGUACGAUCGGAAGGAACGCCCGAUGCUGGCUACCGGAUCCGGUGCGGGGCUUGCCAUUUCAUCCUCCUCGCCCGUGAUCGGUCUUCAGCUGUUUGACAGCGGGGGUUCGAGCUUGGGUGCGUGUGGCCCGGGCAGCGCAAGUGUCGGUGGAACAUUCCUCAAGAAGCGCAUCAAUCGGACCGGUUGGCCAACGAGCAAGCGCAAAAUCGGUACCCGCACCCGGCUGCAAUCGAGGUUCCUGUUACCAUCGGCGACGGUUAAGAAAUCGCUUUCGAGCGAAUCGGUAAAAAAGGAAGUGCGGGAAGAGGACGAAGAAGAGGCGAAGGAUGUGGCGCGCGAGUGUGCGGUGAAGAAGCAAGCGGAUGGUGAAGAAGAAGGCGGUGAGGACGAUGAAGAGGAAGGCGACGAAGAGGAUGAAGCAGAAGAAGACGAGGAGGAGGAGGAGGAGGAGGAGGAGGAGCUCGACGAGCAGGCAGGUCCGGAUAGGAGAAGGGACGCGACCCCCAAUAAAAAGACUGUCGGCAAUCGUCGGAAGCGAGCGGUAGAUCCGAAACCCAUCGAACGAAGAAGAAGGAAGCGUUCCUAUGGAAACCCACACAAGGCGGCUGCUGCUUGCGAUGACGAGCAUCAGUCGGACGAUGGGAAAAAGGUCGAAGGGGACGAAGCGGUUGGGUCGCUGUCGCAGGAGCGAAAUGCUACUGCUGCCCCUUCUGCAUACGAUUCGAUGCCAACGCUUCGUGCUGCGCUAAUGCGUGACAACAGUCAGCUGCAGCGUCAUGUGACCACGUCGAUGUUGCUGCAAUCAUCCCCUUCAUCCCUGCGGCAAUCGUCCACCGGUUUAGUGGUGCCCGGGAGCUUAAAUCGUGGCACUGUUCCUUUUGCUUCCUCUACGACGGGUGGUCGGGAUCCAACAGCGACAACGACGGUCGGUUGCGAUACUGCGAUACUGAGCCCAACGUCCCGUUCGUCGGGGUCUACAGUUUUAGGAGCGAAUUGUGGCAAAUACGUAACGAAAACUACCACCACCAUGACGCGGGUUGAUUACGAUGGUGGAGGAGGAGGAGGAGGUAAUGUCACUUCUAGUGGAUUGUCUCCGUUGGCCCGUGUUGCCAAACAUUCCCGCGAGGAAGGCGAACAGCUGCCGGAUCACGGCGAUCAGCAGCGGGAAGACAAUCGGCAAAAGCAAUCCGGUGGCGCCUCGAACCGUUACCGAGGUAACGCUGCAACUGCACCGACAACGGCGACGACGCACGAUAGCGACGAUAAGGAGUGUGAUUCGAUCAGCUCCCGUAGCAUCUUCGUCAGCGAUGACUGUGAUACAACCUCCUCCUCGACCGCCAUUAACCCGCCCGACGAUCGUCCACCGUCGGCAAUGAGCGAACGGCCGCCAUCUUCUCACCCCAACUGUGAUCAUCCGGCGGAGAGUGCCGCCAUAGAAUCGACGAAGCAAACCGAACUCGCGGACUCAUCGACGCUCCUGUUUCUCGGCAACAAAGCUACCAACAAAACGCCCCGGACGCCGAGCGAACGGAUACGGAACAAAAUGGUGAAAAAUCGCCGCGUCGCUAUACGGAUGGAGUUGGCCGGUAAGAAGAAGGAGCAGAAGGUAAACAAACUUCAACACCACCAUCACCAUGACGUACAAACGAAGCGAAGAAAAUCGUCCUCGCUCGGUCCACCGCUACCACCGCCCUCCAUGAUGCCCCUAUCGCCUCCGCUAACAACCUCCACCUCCUCGUCGUCCUCUUCCUCGUACGGUGCGGACGAUAAAGCACCGCUAUCGCCGCAACCGAUCGCAUCGAUACGACGGCACGAUGGCGACGAUGACGAUGACGACACCGACGAGGUGCUACCGGAUGAAACGAGCGGCGGGCAGCAACAUUCUUCUUCCAGUGCCAACAGUGGUGGUGGUGGUAAGGCUAUCGUUCUUACACCAUCGAAAAUCAAGACUCGCUCGGCGACGUUUGGCUUCUCGCCCCCGAAGCGUACCUACGGCGGGGCGAAACUGGCCGCCAAAAAGCUUCCCUUCGUAAGCUUGGUAAAGACAACGUUUUUACCGGCGCGAGAGCUUACGGCACCGGCCACGAUCGUUGUAAAUGGUGCCGGUGGGAAGGCAAGGAAGAAAACGAGCCUAAGUAGCAGCAGCAGCGGCGGCAAGCGCAAUGCGCGUAAGACGGCACCCUCUGUGGUGGAAGGAAAGGUGCCAUCUGGUGUGAGAAAGGUGCUCAAGAAGCGAUUGCUAGUAGUGGAGCCAACGCAGCAGCAGCAGCAGCAGCAGCAGGUGGCGAAGAAGAAGCGAAUGCAACAGGUGCCUGCUAAAAAAAGUAAAAAGCUGCUGUCUGGUUCGAGGGUGAAACAGCCAAAACUCGCCGUCGACUCUGGUCCAACAGUUACUGCUGGUGGUCAUUUCAACAAUAACAGCAAUAGUGAUGAUCCUUCAAGUACGCACGAUUGUGUGGAAAAGGAGGAGGAAGAGGAUCCUUUGGGUGUGCUGCACGAGCAGGAGAAUCCUGAGGUACAGCAGCAGAAUCGUCAUCAUCACGAUCAUAAUACUGCUGAUGAUGAGGAGGAGGAGGAGGAGGAGGAGGAGGAGGAGGACCGAGACGAGCGUAGUAAUCAGCUAAUGGAGGAGCAUUUGCUGGAGGAAGACGACGAUGGCGACCAUCACCACCACCACCACCACCACGAUCAUGAGGAAGAUGACGGGGAGGAGGAUCACGAGGAGCUGCUGGAGUUGGAGCGCACGGAAGAGGAGGAAGAGGAGCUGGAUGGUGUCGAGGAGGAGGAGGAGCACUACGAACUGCUCGAGCUGCUGGAGGUGGAUGAGGAACAGGCGGAGCAAGAAGAGCAAGAGAUCGAACCGAAUGAGGAUGAGGAGGUGACGCAUCACGAGGAUGCGUUUCUAACGGGUGCAGAUGAGGCGGCAGCUGACCGGAAGAAGAAGCGUCAGGAUGAUGAGGAACGGAAACUCGUCAUGGCCGACCAUGACUACAGCGAUCAGCACGAUCCCGGCGCGAUCGAGGUGGAUGCGGAGUUUGUUGAGGUGGAAGAGCUGGAGGAGGAGGAGGAGGAGGAGGAGGAUGACGAGGACGGUCUCGUGGAGGAAGAAGAUGUAGAGGAAGAGGAGGAGGAAGAGGAAGAGCAUAGUGAUGAUGAGCAUGUGGAGGAAGAAGCCGAUCCGCCAUCCAACUUCGAACAGCAGCAGCAGCAGCAGCAGCAGCGUGUGAAGCUCACCUUCACGUCCUGUGCUGGUGCUUCGUCUGGUGCGACUACUACGGCUAGUACUAGUGCCGGCACAGCAACGCCCGCGACGAAAAGCUCCUCCACGGCGUCCUCCCCGACCAAGUACAGCCCUCGCAAGCUGCGCAAACCUCGUGGCCGGUGGUAUCGGGAACGAUGAGUAUGGAAUGUGGAGCAGCUGGAAAGGAGGGUCACCACCACCGCUGCACUGCUUGUGUAAGAUAUUGAACAAAAGCUGUAAGCCGCCAGAGCCAGGGGAAGAAACCCCCUUUCAUACAUACAUGGCCAUAGUGUUUGGUUGCAGUUGGAAGAGGAAAUGGCUUUGCCUGCUCUCUAUCAAUGGAUGAGGAUUCAGACACUCACACACACACACACUUAUACACCAUUUUUGCCUUUUAGUUUUUGUCCGUUCUCUGUGUGUGUGUGUGUUAGAGGAUCUCUCUUGUGGAGAAGGUAUCGAGCUUUUUAAUUAUUUUCCGUGUAUUUGAAACGAAAGGAAGAGGGCUCUGAUGGUCGCGUUUUUGUAUUAUGUUUAUUUUUUUUUGUUUUUCUGUCUCUGUAUCGUGCUGCGUAACACCCCUGCGUGUGGGGGAUCGAUGACGCACUGUCGGUAGUGUGUAAAGGUAUCUUUAAGUUUGUGUUUAGGUUUUAGCUGUUUAGCUGUUUAGUGGGUAGUGUUAUCAGUUAAAACGAGCCCGGAACCUCUUUUUUUUCUCUUUUAGAUGCAGCUCAAACAAAAACACACACACACACUUACAAACAAACACACGCGUUCAGCGUAGGAAAAUGCAACAAGAAAAGGAGACCCACACAUACACAAACACAGGAGUAUUAUGAAAGGUAAAUUUAAAAACAGCAGGAAAGAUGAUAAAGCAGCUUUGUGAGAGAAAGAGAGAGACGAUUCGAAACAGCCCCGAAUAUGUGUACAGCGGAUUAAACGAUAAGUUACAAAUUGUGUAAAGGACACAGCGAAGAAGAAGAAGAAGAAGUAGAAACAGAAGGGGAAACUAUUUCGAUUGUGUCUCCUCUUAGUGCCAAGAAUAAAAUCGAUUCGGAAUCAAUUGAUUACAAACUAAA